Daphnia magna is the source of this 3163-nucleotide messenger RNA. Its product is annotated as follistatin-related protein 5. Gene Ontology annotation, molecular function: calcium ion binding; protein binding. Lineage: Eukaryota; Metazoa; Arthropoda; Branchiopoda; Diplostraca; Daphniidae. Bases 240 to 3038 code for a protein of 932 amino acids. The transcript is spliced from 17 exons. The record is from RefSeq and is a predicted model, not a curated record. Gene Ontology annotation, biological process: regulation of BMP signaling pathway; multicellular organism development; cell differentiation.
UUAGAGGUCGGCAGUCGCAGCUCAGCCUUCGUAGAGUGUAGACGUGAAUUUAUUGAACGUCCUCUCUUGGUCGUCACUGUCGUGUUGUUUUGUGUUGAGGGAAUUUUACGAGCAAACCUUUUCUUUGUGUGAAUCCAUCUGUGCGCUAUAGCUACAGUGAUUAGUUGCUAUUGUUUAUCCCGGAUAGUUGUGGCUUGUGUGUCCCAACGAGAAGAAUAAACGAAAUAACAAAAGACAUCAUGGCUUCCGGUGAUGUGGCGAGGUGUCGAAACCUCUGUGCCGCCCUGUUGCUACUCAGUGCCAUUCUCCUCGUACCUGCCGAAUCGUCAAUGAAAAGCAUCGAACAGCUCGUGAAAUCACGAAGACAUCGUGACGCAUCAUCGUCUGAAUACGACGUCGAGGCACUUCUGCGACAGGAAAUCACCAUCGCCGUCAAACGCGAUUCAUGUAGCAGUCUGUUUUGCGGUCGCGGUCGUGAAUGCCAGAUGAAUUCACAAGGACAUCCCGAAUGCGUCUGCGUCAGGAAAUGUCGCCGACACCACAAAUUAAUUUGCGGCACGGAUGGAAUUCUUUAUUCGAGUCACUGUGAGCUGCACAGGUCCGCUUGUUUAUCCAAUCAGCCCAUCGCCAUCGAUCACACCUACCUCUGUCUACGUCGCAAAGAUGGAAACAAAAGCGGAGUUAGCAGCAGGACUGUCUCUUCUGAAGACGAUCGAGUCCAACAUCCAACUGCUGGCAAAGAUGACAGAAGCAGUUGGACGACGGCCACGGUCCAGUCGACUUUCUCGGUGGAAACAUCAGCGGCUGCAUCGGCUGACUCGUCUUCAUAUUCGAUGAUAUCCACAACGUUGGAGACGGGCGUCGAUGCCAAGAGCACCAGUCAGUCGGAUCUCGCAAUCGAUUCGUUUUUGACGCCAGCUUCUUCUUCAAUCUGCUCGCAACAAGAUUACGAAAUCCUAAAGGACAAUUUACUUCUGUAUAAUCACGCUCGCCUAUCGUCGAUGGAAGACGGACACAGCAACGCCGGAAGCAAAGACUACCUGGUCAGUCUCAUGUUCAGCCACUACGAUCUCAACAAUAACGGAUUACUCGAAGCGGAAGAGCUGUCUAAGACCUUCGAGGAUGAGCAUCUCUCGCAGCUAUCGAAAGAGUGUUCUCUGUCGGACAUGUUGGCCUACGAUGACGUCGAUCACGAUACCCAUCUCAAUCUCAACGAGUUCUACGCCGCCUUCAGCAAACUUUACAGCGUGUCUGUUGUAUCGCUGGACAAAGCUUUGGAAUUGAAUCAAGUCUCGGCCCGAGUUGGUGAUAAUAUUGAAAUCAAGUGUGACGUGACGGGUUCACCGACACCUCCGAUUGUUUGGCGGCGUCACGGGCUGGACCUUGCCCAGUUGGCUGAAGACGAAUUGAAAGUCUUCCCGGACGGGGCUCUCUACAUUAAUAACGUUCGCCUCAUUCACGCCGGAAACUACACCUGCCACGCCCAGCGCAACAAAGACGUCGUUCAAACGCACGUCCUGCACGUGCACACUUUGCCCGAAGUUCGCGUGACGCCGCGGAUACAAUCACGCCGGCCUGGGGACGACAGUCUGAUGAAAUGCCAUGCUGUUGGGGUUCCUUUCCCAAAAGUGGAGUGGCUAAAGAAUGAUGAACCGUUGCGGAGUAAUGUAGGCGAACGCAUCGAGUCCAUCGGAUCUUACAGCGGACUCAAGAUCCACUCAAUCAACUUUGCCGAUACAGGCGCCUACAUGUGCCAGGCUAGCAGCAUUGGAGGACUAGCCCGUGACAUUUCUUCGUUAGUCGUCCAAGAUGAUUCUACGCCCAAAGAGAGCAGCCUUCUGAGCGAAAGCAAUAAGAAGUUUUUCGUCUUUCACGAUUGGGGAGUUUCGGUCUACGAGCCGCAAAACUGCCGGUUGCUACACAUGAUCCAGUCGACAGACAUCAUGCCUGGGACACAAGACUACGUUUGCGGCUCCAAGGGCGUCAACUGCAGCUGGGGACGAGCCAUCGCUGUGGCCGAUCGCUACAUCUACGUCACGCAACCCAACAAAGACCGUGUUCUCGUCAUCAGCAACAUACAAAUGGUGGUCGUUGACGUCAUCAUGACCGAUCGAUAUCCAGUGGACAUCUUUUAUGUGGAACAUCUGGACCAAGUUUGGAUUGUCAAUUGGCGUGAUGAAGAGGAUCAUGGCGUUAAGACCAUCCAGGUGAUUCGUGAAGCCAGUCAGAAAAAGAAACACCAUACUGUGCAUCCGGAGCCGAUCGACGGCCACUUUGAUUUGGUCUACUCAUUAUUCAUCCCGCCCAUGCAGGAAUAUGGCCAUCGUUACAAGUACGGUUACGUUUCGCACACCAAUCAGCGCGGCCUCUACAAAUUGAGCCUGCCUGCAAUGAAGUAUGUGAAAGCUAUCGAUUUGGCUCCCUACAACUGUGUCCCUCGCUCUCUUCAGUACUCUUCGUUGUAUGGCCUCGUUAUCAUGGAGUGCGAGGAGCCAGUCACCCGACGGCCAACUGGCCAAAUUGUCAUGGACUACCUGACAGACACUGUGCUCAGUCACAAGGUGACGUUACUUGGCCAACCUUACAUCACACCAGACAGCCGGAUCGUCGUGACUGUCCAUCGUGAAAAGACUAGCGUCACGCUCAUUGUCCAGCACACCACGGAAGAAGGGCUGAAAUUUGCCUUUGACGUGCGAACAACUUUGAAUGUUAGUCACGUCAUAUUUCAUCCAUCGACCACAUCGCACAGCUACGACCUGUACGCAACAUCAGCUGAUAAGGGUGACGUUCUUUUCCUCAACCUGGAAGCAGGGAAAGUUGAUAUCAUUACGGGAGUGGGUAAGCCUUUGGAUAGUCACCUGACCGAAUGGGGGGCUCCAAAUCGUCCGAUUGCAAGUGCCGGUCUUUUCGGUACUUACCUGAUCAGCCCAGCAAACGAAGCCAUUUUCGUCAUCAACGGAGACACGCGCACUGUCAAUUGCGAAAUUGGUGGACUCGUGCAUCCACGACAUGUCAGCUGGAUCAAUUCCCGGCCGUGAGUUUAAUCUUUUUUCUCGGAAUCACGAAACUAGCAUCUGCAUAAAUUUGCCGCAAAAUGUAUGGCGCGCGCAUCACAAGUUGGUCAUUUAUUUGAAGAAGAAGAAGAAGAAGAAGAAGAAGAAAA